UGUAAGGGUCGUCAGUGACAGUGACAGAAGUAAAAAAAAUAAUUGAAAGAAAUAUGGUGUGUAAGCCUACAGUCACAAUUGAAGGCGAUAUAAUGGCGUGCUAGUGACAGUUCGAUUUGAGUUGAACAGAAUACACCGAGCCCCCAACAUGCGCUCUAAAAGAUGGCCAAGUUUAAAAUGGGGCCGCCACCCAAAACAUUGUAUCUGGAAAAUGUUGAAGUUGCUGGGAAUCAUCUUGGUACUGAUGGUGCUCAUCAUCCCCAUACGUAAUGCCAUUCUUCAGUUUGUUCUACCUGGGAUGUGGCUGGAACACAGCUCCUUGUUUUUAUUAAAGGUACUGCUAGAUAAUCAAAGACUACCAGUGAGUGAAACCCCUCUUGGAGAGAGCCCUAUUCAACUCAAGAUCAACCUGGACGACAUCAAAAGCAAAUUCACCUCACGGGAAAAAGCUUACUCUAAAUACUAUGAAAGGGUUUCCUACUUGAAGCAGGAGUCAGACGUGGCGGCCAGCGAGGAGCUGACGGAGCUGCUCAAGUUCCAGCCCAUGAUGUCGGAGUACGAGAGAGCCGUGGCUUUUUUCACGCUGGACACCUUCAUUCAGGCGUGUGAGGCGGCCAACUUGACCUACUUCCUGAUCUCUGGCUCGCUACUGGGGUCAGUGCGCCACCAUGGCAUGAUACCCUGGGACGAUGACAUCGACAUCAUACUUAACGCCACCCAGUGGCACCGGGUGCGCAACGUGCUGGGCAACAUCCAAGGGUUCGAACUUUUUUCUCCAGAUAAAGUCCAGUGGAAGUUUUUCAUGAGCUCUCUACCCAAAGGCAAUAGGCCAUUCAAGUGGCCCAACCUUGACCUUUUCUUCUUUAAUGAAGAUGAGACUCACAUAUGGGCACAGACAUGGGGUGCUAAAGCCUCACUGUGCAGUAAAAAGACAGACAUUUUCCCCCUGGGUAGGAGGAAGUUUGAGCUGUGGAACAUGCCGGUGCCUAGGACCUCCAGGGCGCUGGUGGCGGCUGAGUUUGGAGAGUUCAGCUCAGCCUGUAAGACAGCCAGCUAUGUUCACAAGACCAACGUGGCCUACCCCUCCACCAGCUUGUUUGAUGUGGACUGUCACAGGCUGCACCAUGUCUUUCCUUUUGUCUUCCUUGAGAGGGGUAAACCAGGCACUGUUAACGAGCUGCGCAAGGUCGGGGGUCAGCUCGUGGAAAAUAUUAGUCUUAUACCUGAGGUGUAAUCAAUACUAAUAUUAGUCUCAUACCUAAAGCUGAAUUCAACACAAUACUAGUCCUAUUGUAAAUUAAGCAACCUUACAUGAUAAAUCAUUCGCGUAUAUCAAAAUGGCAUGAUAAAUUAUUGUAGUGCCUAUAUUGACUGAUUUUUCUGGACUAUUGCUAUUGUAGGUUAACUAGGUUUUAACAUGGUUCAGUUUUUCUGAUUGAAUGUGUUCACUAUGCAGAGUCAAGUUACAACAGGUUUUUAAUUAGUAAUAUAGUUGUUGAUUUUAAUGAGUUCAUUGCACCAAAACUAAAAUGUGAGGAAUUAGGCCUCUGUACUGAUGACAUUGUUUCUGUCUGUGAAAUACCUUGUUGAUAAAUGACUUCUUCUAAUCAAUCAUGAAAUUUAUGAUCACAUUUUUACUAAUCAAGAUCAUGUUAUUUCACUCAGCUGAUUAUUACAGCUUUGUAAUGCACCAUGCUCAUAGUCAUGUUCAUAGUUUAUUCUUGUUCCUAGUUUAUUUUAGUCAUGUUCAUAGUUUUGUCAUGUUCAUAGCUUAUUUUUAGUCGUGUUCAUAAUUUAUUUUUUGUCAUGUUUAUAGUUUACUUUUUGUCAUGUUCAUAGUUUAAUUUUUGUCAUGUUCAUAGUUUAUUUUAGUCAUGUUCAUAGUUUAUUUUAGUCAUGUUCAUAGUUUAUUUUAGUCAUGUUCAUAAUAUAUUUUUUAAAAGUGAAAGCUCAUGUCAAGCCUCCAUACAAAUGGUGGAUGUCAGUUCAACAUUCGACUCCAUCUAACUCACCUUGUCUACUGGUGUGUGUGUGUGUGACCUUGAUCUCAUGUCAAGGCUCAAUAUGUCAGUUCACACACCUAUUCAUCUAACCCACCAUGUCUACUGGUGUGUUGUACAAUAUUCUGAUAUGAACCAAUUAAUCUUCACAUAUUUUUGUAGCAUACUUGAGAGAAAAUGUUUACCCAAGGAACAGUUUCACUAUAUUGCUGUGUUCGUUUAUUACUAUAAUGAAAAUGAUUUCUUAUCAAAAGUCAGACUUUUAUAACUUUUAUACUGCAUCAUACUUGUAUGAUACUGCUGACACGAAAUGCUUAUUAUGACCGGUAUAAUGAAGAAUUGUUUUGUUAUCAUGAAUGUUUUUUCUUUUCU
Molecule: messenger RNA, 2372 nt
Organism: Physella acuta
Lineage: Eukaryota; Metazoa; Mollusca; Gastropoda; Physidae
Source: RefSeq, a predicted model, not a curated record